UCUAUUUAAUGUAUUACAUUACGCAACAACUUCUGACGUUGCAAAUAUGAAUAAUUAAUUAGUCGUGUCUUUAUCGCCCUGCAACAACCAAACACCUAUUAAGAUGACCUGGUUCUCCAAAUUAACCACGGCCUUUGGGCUGCUACUGUUAGCAGAUGCUUGCUACUCUGCCUACGAGCAUUCCGUUCUCCAGACACACCGAGCUGCAUCACUCGUUUCCUUAACGGCAUCGCAUAGUGGCCCAGCCAACACCCUACCAAUUGAUAUUACUAUCGAGACGGUUGUCGCCACCUUUAUCAUUUGUCUGGGCAUAGUGCUGGGUACUUCGAAGUUGCGCCCAAUCCAAUGGCGCGUAUGGGCAGGAAAGAUCGAGAGAGAGGGUGAGGCAGGCUUCCUGGAUAGCAGCGGAGAGGUGGAAAAGGACUAUGUUGGAAACCCCUUUCAACUACUAGAAAGCCGGCCAGGGUUCAUCGAUAUUCGGAAACAGCGGAGAGAAAUUGAUGAAUGGGUGAAGACUGAAUGAGCUUCACGUCCAGACAUUUAAUAUCGAGGGCGACGGAACAGUCGGGAGGAAAAGUCAAGAGCUUAUACAGUACAUAUAAGUGAAAGUAUAAGUGAAGGUGUUUUUGCUACAUGUAUUGCGUUAUGGUCGGAAGUAGCAAUCGCGAAUUACUUCGUUCGGAGGAAGGCGAUAUCCUCUAUAGCCCU
Hypoxylon fragiforme is the source of this 708-nucleotide messenger RNA. RefSeq names its product magnesium transporter. Bases 104 to 523 code for a protein of 139 amino acids. Gene Ontology annotation, biological process: protein folding in endoplasmic reticulum. NCBI's taxonomy places the organism in Eukaryota, Fungi, Ascomycota, Sordariomycetes, Xylariales, Hypoxylaceae. Gene Ontology annotation, cellular component: EMC complex. The record is from RefSeq and is a predicted model, not a curated record. The transcript is spliced from 3 exons.